This is a messenger RNA of Marmota flaviventris (yellow-bellied marmot), 984 nucleotides long. RefSeq names its product mas-related G-protein coupled receptor member X2-like. The record is from RefSeq and is a predicted model, not a curated record. Gene Ontology annotation, molecular function: G protein-coupled receptor activity. NCBI's taxonomy places the organism in Eukaryota, Metazoa, Chordata, Mammalia, Rodentia, Sciuridae. Gene Ontology annotation, cellular component: plasma membrane. Gene Ontology annotation, biological process: G protein-coupled receptor signaling pathway.
AUGAAUUCAACCAUCCCAGUCUGGAAGAUAGAAGCCACACCAACCGAUAGGAAUUACCUGAGCCCUCAUCCAACUUGUAACAUGAAUAACAUGACCUCAAAAAUGCUGACCCUCAUCAUUUUGCUGGUCGGACUGGCAGGAAAUGUGGCUGUGCUCUUACUCCUGGGCUUCCGCAUACGCAGGAACGCCUUCUCUGUCUACAUCCUCAACCUGGCUGCUGCUGACUUCCUCUUUCUCUGCUUCAAUACCACUGCUUUUGUACUAGAUGUCAUCAAAAUGUUCCUUCGCUUCUCCGUCCCUACUUAUGGCAUCAUACGAACUGGGGGAAUCAUGUGCUACAUUGCAGGCCUGAGCAUGCUCAGUGCUAUUUGCACUGAGCGCUGCCUGUCGGUCCUGUGGCCCAUCUGGUACCACUGCCACCGCCCUACACACAUGUCAGCUGUCAUGUGUGCCCUGUUCUGGGCCCUGUCCAUGUUACUGAGCAUCCUGGACAGGGUCUAUUGUUUAAAACUGUCUAUGAGUUUUGCGAUUAAUCGAUGUAAAACUGUUGACUUUAUUAUAGCUGCGUGGCUGAUGUUUUUAUUUGUGAUCCUCUCAGGGUCCAGCCUGACCCUGCUGGGCAGGAUCCUUUGUGGAUCCCGGAGGAUGCAACUGAGCAGGCUGUAUGUGACCAUUCUGCUCACAUUUCUGGUCUUCCUCCUCUGUGGUUUGCCAUUUGGCAUCUAUUUGUUCCUGGUCUACUGGAUUCACAAUGAUUUUUAUACACUAGGUUGUCUUAAUAUGGUUUCAUUUGUCUUGUCCUGUGUUAACAGUGGAGCCAACCCCAUCAUUUACUUCUUUGUUGGCUCCUUUAGGCAGCAGUCCCAGAACCUCAAGCUAGUGCUUGAGCGGGCUCUGCAGGACACUCCUGAAAAGGAUGAAGGUGGUAACAGCCUUUCUCAAGGAACCCUGGAGAUGUCAGAGAGCAGAGUGGGACAGAGAUGA